UCACCUGUGUUUGGUUGGCAUAGUGGCUUUACAUAGCUGGACAGACUCUGGUUAUCUGAGCUUUGCUACUCUGAGCUUUUGAAUUUUGAGGUUGGCUAAGUUCUCUAGUGUUCUUCACUGACUGGCCACCUAAAAAUUCACAAUUCUUUUCUUCAACUGGUUUCACCCCCCAAACAAACUCAACAGUAUAAGGUUAUGAGAAUCAUUUGUGUAGAACUAUAGAUUGUCCUGGCUGGUGAGGACGCAAACUCUAUUAGUACUUUUGAGGUGAGAUCGGCCAUCCACAAACUUUCCUUUGACAGAAGAUGGUUUUGUUGCAUGUUAUAUGUUGUACCUCAUGGCUUGUGAUGGCUGCGGCUGUGGUGUCAGCUCAGAAGACUUUCAACCAAAGAGCUGGCUUGAAUGCAGAAUGCCUUGGGAAUGUUAUGAGGCUUACUGCUGAUAAAUCUCUAGCUUCUGGAAGUCAGCUUGAAAUUAAGGCCAUCAAUGGUUCACAGGUAGUGCCUUUAACACCUGCCCUGGCAGCUAAAUGUGGCUACAGUAUGGAGUCUGAUCCUUGGGGAAAUACUAAGCUCUACACAUCACUGCUGAGCUGUUUUACUCAGAACCAGGGAGAUCAAGUAUUUGAUAUCAGGCUGCGCCUCCACCUGUUUGGUAACAAAGUGUCUGAGGAAGAUGUAACUGAGGUCACACGCUCAUGUGAAUUUGAGCAGUGGGCUUCACGUGAGAUUCUCUGUGAACGCAACUUCAUGGAGGUCUCUGUAAACAGGUUACCCCCUGAGAUAUCCCUGCCUAAGCAGCAAAGGCAGGACGCCAAGGGUAACAGCUUGUUACCAGAGGUUCCUACCUCCCUACACAAUAUUUGGAAGAUGGUCUUUUACACACCCAAAGAGAAGCCCAUGAUGCUGGGGGACGUCCAGAAAGCUGGGUAUGGUGUAUCAACAACACCAACUCGGUUAGUGGUGCGAAGCCCUUACAACAUGGCUGAUACUUACUCUCAGAAUGUGGAUGGAGUGCAAAUGGAGGUCUUAAGAGUUACUACUUACUUCAGGAGAGGGUGGUCUGUAACAUUGAUGGACACUGCUGCGGCCUGUCCAACUGGUGGACUCCAUUUCACUGAUAACAUGAUCACCUGGUAUAUGCCCAGAUACAUCACCCCAGUAAUGGUUCAAGAGCACAGUAUCCUUGAACUGUACAUGGGCAUCGAUGGCAAGAGGCUAGAUCCAGCACAGAUGAAUGCUAUGGGCUACACGUUAUCUCUAACUGACUCCCAUAUCAUAAUCUCCCUCCCUGUGGGUGGACCAGAUGGCUACUAUAAGAGUCAUGCUUUGGAUUACAAGUACCAUACCACCUACAGUAUCGAACCAAUGCUUGAGCUUUUGUGGAAGAAAGGGGUGUCUGACAUCACCAGAUACAAAGUCCACUACCCCAUCGCCACACCACCCAAGCCUCAACCACCACAAAUCACAGACAAUACAGUGGCAGAGUUGGGUUUUUUCAACAUGUUGUUGGGCACCUUCCUCCAUGAUGUUGAGUUGAUAAACAUCACUUUUUCAACUGGAGUGAUGACUCUGGCAGAGGCCAAUGUCAGAGGCUUCAAUGUGCAGCAGCAUGGAUUUGCUAAUGGUUCCAAGGCUUUCACCAUCCAGAUCCCAUUUUCUGAUCCUGUUGUUCUGAAGGCUAAUAUUGACCAGGAGACCACUACCUAUACUCUUCCACUCAUCUUUGGCUUGAUAAUCCUGCCUGAAUACACUCCUUUUUCCCAGCCUGCUUUGCUGGAAGUUACUCUCCAGGACGUCAUUCCACCAACUGUGAGUGGGAACUGUGAUGAUGAAAAUUUCUAUGUCACUGUGGCGUAUGGGAACCAAGGCAAGAACUUCAACAUUAUGGUGGGCAGAAAGGACCUAUCUGCUGACCUUUAUGCAGAGUACAGUGUCCAUGAGAACUCCACUCACUUGAGCAUGACUGUGCCUUUCCUGGCAAAUGAGGUCACUUUUGAGCUGGCCCAUCUGUCUUCAAUGAGGGCUCGUCUUGAUGUGCUGCUUUGGGAACCAGUCAAUAACUGGCACCUCAACAACUUCUCCUUGGCCUGCAGCUUUCCCCUGACAAUGACCGAAUGUUUCUCCAAUGGAACAAUGACUGCAUUGGCAGUGAAGGUGGAAUCUGCAUCAGAGAUGAUCCCUGGCCAGUUGACACUGAAGGAUCCCUCGUGUACACCCACUUUCAGCAACAGCCGCUUUGCCUACUUCUUCUUCGAUGCAAGCAGCUGUGGAACGACUAGAACGUUCUACGAUGAUGUCAUGAUGUAUCAGAAUGAAAUCUCGGUGGUUAGCAGGAACGGCGCUGACCUUAAAGAUGCUGUCCAACCAGAUUAUCGCAUGCUGGUUUCCUGCUACUACAUGCUGAAUGAUACGCAGACAGUGACUUUCUUCACAAAUCCACGAAGACAUGAGCCUUUUGCUGAAUCUGGUGUUGGAAAACUGCACGUCAGAAUGAGACUUGCUAAAGAUUCCUCUUAUAAUACCUUUUAUAUGGAGGAGGACUACCCAGUAGUGCAGUAUUUAAGAGCACCGCUGUAUUUCGAGGUGGACCUGAUUCAGUCCACGGACCCUCGAAUAGAACUGGUCCUGGAGAACUGUUGGGCUUCUGUCAAUGAUGGAGUCUCCACAAUGAGCUGGGACCUUAUUGUGAAUGGGUUCGGUAUCCUCCCCACACAAAACGCUUUGAAGUGAAGAUGUUCACCUUUGUCAAGGAUGACACGAUCCUCAGAGAUCAGAUCUUUGUUCACUGUGAAGCUGUGAUCUGUGACAUCAACCAGCCUGAUGCCAUCUGUAGGAGACAGUGUCCCUCACAAAAUGU
This is a messenger RNA of Colossoma macropomum (tambaqui), 2859 nucleotides long. It is a transcript of the gene zpax1, whose product is annotated as zona pellucida protein AX 1. The transcript is spliced from 20 exons. Bases 306 to 2732 code for a protein of 808 amino acids. Lineage: Eukaryota; Metazoa; Chordata; Actinopteri; Characiformes; Serrasalmidae. The record is from RefSeq and is a predicted model, not a curated record.